Daldinia decipiens is the source of this 2346-nucleotide messenger RNA. RefSeq names its product phospholipase A2. The coding region runs from base 445 to 2235 and encodes 596 amino acids. The record is from RefSeq and is a predicted model, not a curated record. Gene Ontology annotation, molecular function: 1-alkyl-2-acetylglycerophosphocholine esterase activity. Lineage: Eukaryota; Fungi; Ascomycota; Sordariomycetes; Xylariales; Hypoxylaceae. The transcript has 2 exons.
CUUACACAAUCUCUACCUACUUUUCAAAUUAUUUUAAUGAACUAGGUUAAGCAUAUACUCCUUCUAAAAUUCAAUAAUAUACUUCUAUAAAAGUUUUCUUUACAACUUGUAAAGUAACUGACCUUAGGGCAAAGCGGCGAGGCUGUGCUCGGUCAACUAAUACAUUCCCCCCCCCCCCCCCUAGCGCCGGCGAACCCUUAAUCUUGUCACUUUUAUCAACGCUUCACGAACAAAAUUUCAAGAAAUUUGCUUUUUUCAUAUCUAACCUCGGUCAUAGCAUCAAAUCUUCGCUUAAUCUUUUUUUGUACCAUAUUACAUCUGCGAGCAUUCAAAAUAAGGAACAAUUGCCGCAGUAAACCAAAUAUCACUGCAAACGACCUACACUUGACAACUUGACAUAUUCACCUAUUUAACUACGAAACCAAGAGCCGCUGGUGACGAUCCAUGGCGCAACCAGCCAAUCCCUCAGAAACCGACAGAUGGAGCUCGCUCCUGUCGCGAUUAAACCCAAUACCGGGAUUCGGGGAAUAUACGGGACCCUACAAGGUCGGCACCGUCGACGUUGAGAUCCCAGUCUCAGAACUCGAAUCACCGGCUCCGGCACCGAGCAAUGCGGCUGACAUCGAGACGAUACAAUUCCGAAUAUUCUAUCCGGCGCAUCCGGAUUCCCAGGGCAAGCGCAUAACCUGGCUGCCGGCUCCCCAGCGCGAACAUCUAUCUGCCUACAUCCAAUUCUUAGGAAUUGGCCAACUACUAGCAGAGGCCAUCUCCUUUCUCCCGAGACAUCUACACUACACUUCGAUCCCCGUUAUUAAGAAUGCACCAGUACUCGAGCCCAACACCCCGAACAAACGGUGGCCGACAGCCAUAUUUUCCCACGGUCUUGGCGGCAGUAGAAACGCAUAUUCGCAAGUAGUAGGCUCGCUGGCCUCACAUGGCGUCGUGGUAAUAUGUCCCGAGCAUAGGGACGGCAGCGCUGUUGCAUCCUUUAUCCGCAUCCCUUCGCAGCAAGACCGGUACUUUGUACGCAGCACGCGCCGUAUGGUCCCCUACCAUCGCGUAUCACACGUCGCCACGGACGAGGUAUACGCUCUGCGCAACGAUCAACUCCGAAUACGGUUAUGGGAGAUGGGGCUGGUUCACGAGGCUAUACUGGGCAUCGACAAGGGCUUGUCCCUGACAAAUCUAAACAAGAGCACUCCUUCUCUUUCCCCGUUGAUCGGCAAACUACACAUUCACGAGCCGGGUAGCAUCAUCUUCGCCGGUCACAGCUUCGGCUCAGCCACCGUCGUCCAGUUCCUCAAAUCCGUAUUCUACGCCGGCCGCCCGGAGCUCGAAGCCAUGUCCGAUCAGCUAUACGUGCCGUCCCGCGACUCUUCAAUCUACCAGCAGAUCACGCCGCGCAACGUCGCCAUCCUCCUCGAUAUGUGGUGCUUCCCCCUCCUAGCCAACACCACAAAACCCCUCUUCAACCUCCCGCUCCCCAUGUACGCCGCAGACAACUCUUCGCCGCCGGGCGGCAACGCGCUUCUAGCGAUCGGAUCAGAAGAUUUCUUCAAGUGGAAAGAGCACCUGCAUGCAACGGCGCGGGUACUGUCACCCGAUCCGUCGGCACCGACGGUACAAGCGACCGCUUUCUACGAGGACAACGCGUCGGGCGUUAAGCUCCCCGAGCCGAAUUUCUUCUUCGUAGAGCGCUCGGCGCACUUGUCGCAGUCGGAUUUCGGAGUCCUGUUCCCGCGGCUCACGCGCAGGGUCUUCGGCUCCGAGGAGCCGGAGCGCGCCCUCCGGCUUAACCGCCGCGCGAUGUUGCAAGUCCUGCGCGCGAACGGCGUGCCGGUCGCGCGCACGUGGACGGGGGAUCUGGUCGAUGGCGCGUUUAUCGGGAAGGAUUUGAGUGGGGGCGGGAAUGGAACUACGACUGUCGAGGGUGAUGCGACGACUAGUCGAGACGUAAGGGAGGGCGGAAACGAAGGUGGAGAUGGAAAUCGUGAAGUGGAAGUUGGAGAUAGGAGCCUUGAAGACGGUAUUCACGACGACAAGGCGAUCCUAGAUCGUAGCGGACACGAGACUGUGGAUGCCUGGCGGUGGAUCGAUAUCGUGGGUAUGGGCGAGGUGGUGGAUGAUAACGGCGAAGUAAAGGCGGGCACCGAGGCAGCGGAGGAGCAGGAGCCGCAGAUGGCGGAUGUUAUCGAGCCUCGUGCUACGGAGGAGGACGUGGUAGCAAAAAGCUGAUGCUAAUGCUGUAUGAUGUAGUUGAUUUAUGGCUUGGCGUUGGGUUGUAUCUGGAUGGCUUUUUCUUCUUUUUGUUAAGGAUCCGGUUAAGACUGGAAGGGAAAAGGGGGG